Molecule: messenger RNA, 570 nt
Organism: Saccharomyces eubayanus
Lineage: Eukaryota; Fungi; Ascomycota; Saccharomycetes; Saccharomycetales; Saccharomycetaceae
Exons: 1
Coding region: 1-570 (189 amino acids)
Source: RefSeq, a predicted model, not a curated record
AUGGAGAUUCAAUCGCUGUUUUUAUACGCCAGAGUACCAUGGGGUCGGGGAUGGAACGGUCGCCGUCCACCGAUUACAGUAAGCACAGACGAUGUUGUUGCCACAACAACGCCCAUCGGAAAGGCAAGAGACGCAGUGGUGAACAAUAACUGCCAAACGUGGUUUUUGCACACUGAAAGCGGCGCACGGGAACGCGCUUUUCAGCGGGCGACGUUCUGCGCUGUCCGGUUUUCCUAUGCUCGGUCCUGGAUGGUCGUACCUGCUUGGCCCGGGUCGCUGAGGGGCGUGGGUGGAAGCGCACUCAAAAGGGGAAACGACGGUGGGCGUACAGUGCUUAUUAAGCGAGCGGGUGGCCGCGCAGCGCAUGGGCAGACCAGACGAGACAAGACCAGACCAGGCCACGGGCGAUGGGCGGGAUCAAGGCGCUUGCACUUGCGUGGGCCUUGGGCGGGGCUUGCUCAUGCUGUGUUUUUUGUGUGUUGUUGCUAUUUGGUGGUUUGUGCGAAAGGGCGGGUGGGGCACGGUUUGCCAUGGCAACCACUCUGGAAGCGAAGUCACAUAGACGCGUGA